AUGAGUGAAACAACACCAGAAUUAAGGCAGAGAAAAACUAAAACUCAAAUAGAGAAACCUAAAAAGAAACGUCCAUUUAUUAAUGUUGCUCCUUUGAAUACUCCAUUAUCUCAUAGAUUAGAGACCCUUGGAGUUAUUUGGCAUUGUAUUUCAAUACCCUUUUUCAUUUGCUUAUUUUUAUUUACAAUUUCUUUAGGUUGGUUAAUUUGGUUAAUUGUUAUAUUACCUUAUUUUAUAUGGUGGUAUGGUUUUGAUUUACAUACCCCAACAAAUGGUAAAGUAAGCUAUAGAGUUCGAAAUUCAAUGAAAAAUUUAAUUAUAUGGAAAUGGUUUGUAAAUUAUUUUCCAAUUCAAGUACAUAAAUCAUGUGAAUUAGAUCCAACUUUUACUAAUGUAAUGGUAGAGGAAACUGUAGAUAGUUCAGAUGAAGAAGAUUUAGUAAGUGAAAAUAGUCGUACAUUAAUUGAUAGUUUAUUUAAAAAAGUUGGUUUGAAGAAGAGAUUAAAUGAUGCAGAUACUUCUUCGGUGAAAUCAUAUAAAAAUGUAUCUGUUGGUCCAAGAUAUAUUUUUGGUUAUCAUCCACAUGGAGUUAUAUCAAUGGGUGUUGUGGGGUUAUUCGGAACAAAUGCUUUAAGAAAUGAACCUUAUGAACCACCAAUGAAAUGGUUAAAACCAUUUUUCCAUGAUCCAUCAAAAGGUGAAAGAUUAUUUCCUGGUCUUGGUAAAAUAUUUCCACUAACAUUAACUACUCAAUUUACUGUUCCAUUUUAUAGAGAUUAUUUAAUGAGUUUAGGUAUAACGAGUGCAUCAGCAAAAAAUAUUAAAAGUUUAAUAAAUAAUGGUGAUAAUUCAGUUUGUUUAGUUGUGGGAGGUGCACAAGAAUCUUUAUUAAAUGAUAUGAUUGCAAAACAUGCAAGAAUUGGGUAUGGUUAUAAAGAACGACAAGACAUUGGUAGUGAUUCGGAAGAUGAAGAUGAUGGUAAAAAAGAAGUUAAAUUAGUAUUGAAUAAACGUAAGGGAUUUGUUAAACUAGCUAUUGAAUUAGGUAAUGUAUCUUUAGUACCUACAUUUGCAUUUGGUGAAGCUGAUGUAUAUAGAUUAUCAAGACCAAAACCAGGCUCGUUGGGAUAUAAAUUUCAACAAUGGAUGAAACUGACAUUUCAAUUUACAGUGCCAUUUUUCAGUGCUAGAGGUGUAUUUAUUUAUGAUUUUGGUUUCUUACCAUUUAGAAAUCCAAUAAAUAUUUGUGUUGGUAAUCCAAUUCAUGUACCUGCUGGUGCAUUACAGGAGUAUAAAUUAAAUCAUCCAGAAGAAGAACCAGCAGAACAACCACCAAAAGUAAAACGGACAAAUUCAUUCACUGAUUUAUUUAAAUCGAAGAAAACCACCACAAAGACGAAAAUUCCACCUGAAUUAUUAGAUAAAUAUCAUAAAUUAUACGUAGAUGAGUUAAAAAGAGUUUACGAAGAGAAUAAGCAUAAAUUUGGUUAUGGAGACGUUGAAUUAAAUAUUAUUGAAUAA
This is a messenger RNA of Insectozyma verbasci, 1521 nucleotides long. The record is from the annotation of a GenBank genome assembly. Lineage: Eukaryota; Fungi; Ascomycota; Pichiomycetes; Serinales; Debaryomycetaceae.